Molecule: messenger RNA, 698 nt
Organism: Drosophila grimshawi
Lineage: Eukaryota; Metazoa; Arthropoda; Insecta; Diptera; Drosophilidae
Product: COMM domain-containing protein 4
Exons: 4
Coding region: 76-672 (198 amino acids)
Source: RefSeq, a predicted model, not a curated record
AUACUAGCUUAGUACUCGCACCAAGAAGAAGCAUAAAAUUAUAAACAAUUAAGAAAAGAACAACAUUCCAUAAGGAUGAAAUUUCGUUUUUGUGGUGAUGGCGAUUGUCCCGAUUGGGUUUUAGCUGAAAUCAUAUCCACUUUAUCCAAUUUGAGCGUCGAUAGCUUGGAACAGUUGGCCCAACUGGUGGCCAAGCGCAUCAAUGGUGAGCCCUUUGAGGAAGCUGCCAUCAGAUCCCUCACCUCAACGGUAACGAAUGAUGGCAAAACAGCCGUUGCCUGCAUUCAUUAUAUGCUGACAAGUGCGGCACGUUAUAGCUGCACCGAUGUGAUCUUUAGCGAGGAAAUCCAACAGCUUGGCCUGCCCAAAGAACAUGCGGCGGCUAUGUGUCGCGUACUGCAAGCGCAUGCAACAGCGAUACGACAGAAACUUAUUGAUAAGGCAUUUAGAAUUAAUGAGCUGCAAAGCAUACGAAAUGUUACCUCGCUGGGCGAAACGCCUCCAAAUUGUGCCACCUUGGAACUGAAGAUCUCGCAGGAAUUAGUCGAUGGAUUACCGAAGGAUACCACGCAUAUUGUUAACAUUGAGUGCGCCCAGCUGGGAGCGCUGCUCGAUGAGAUGAAACUGGCCCGUGAUAUUAUGCUCAAAUAUGAGAAUAAAGAGAGUAUAUAGAUAUAGUACAAAAGUACUUAUUCUGA